Messenger RNA from Balaenoptera ricei (Rice's whale), 3205 nucleotides. It is a transcript of the gene FBXL14, whose product is annotated as F-box and leucine rich repeat protein 14. Lineage: Eukaryota; Metazoa; Chordata; Mammalia; Artiodactyla; Balaenopteridae. The record is from RefSeq and is a predicted model, not a curated record. Gene Ontology annotation, molecular function: protein binding. The transcript has 2 exons. Gene Ontology annotation, biological process: SCF-dependent proteasomal ubiquitin-dependent protein catabolic process. The coding region runs from base 205 to 1620 and encodes 471 amino acids. Gene Ontology annotation, cellular component: SCF ubiquitin ligase complex.
ACCCGCCCGGGAUGUGAGCGCCGAGCGCGCCGGGCGGGGAGGGCGGGCAGGGCGGCAGGAAGGACGCGCGGACGGGAGGAGGAGCGGCGCCGAGCCGGAAGGCGGGAGGCGCGUCCGUUGGGCCCGCGGCGCGGCCGGCCAGCCGCCUCGUCGCUCGGGCGGGAGCGGGGCCCGCGCCUCCUCCCGGGCGCCGCGGGGAGGAAGAUGGAGACGCACAUCUCGUGCCUGUUCCCCGAGCUGCUGGCCAUGAUCUUCGGCUACCUGGACGUGCGCGACAAGGGGCGCGCGGCGCAGGUGUGCACGGCCUGGCGGGACGCCGCCUACCACAAGUCGGUGUGGCGGGGGGUGGAGGCCAAGCUGCACCUGCGCCGGGCCAACCCGUCGCUGUUCCCCAGCCUGCAGGCCCGGGGCAUCCGCCGGGUGCAGAUCCUGAGCCUGCGCCGCAGCCUCAGCUACGUGAUCCAGGGCAUGGCCAACAUCGAGAGCCUCAACCUCAGCGGCUGCUACAACCUCACCGACAACGGACUGGGCCACGCGUUCGUGCAGGAGAUCGGCUCGCUGCGCGCCCUCAACCUGAGCCUCUGCAAGCAGAUCACCGACAGCAGCCUGGGCCGCAUAGCCCAGUACCUCAAGGGCCUGGAGGUGCUGGAGCUGGGCGGCUGCAGCAACAUCACCAACACCGGCCUCCUGCUCAUCGCCUGGGGCCUGCAGCGCCUCAAGAGCCUUAAUCUCCGCAGCUGCCGCCACCUCUCGGACGUGGGCAUCGGGCACCUGGCCGGCAUGACGCGCAGCGCGGCCGAGGGCUGCCUGGGCCUGGAGCAGCUCACGCUGCAGGACUGCCAGAAGCUCACGGAUCUGUCUCUGAAGCACAUCUCCCGGGGGCUGACGGGCCUGAGGCUCCUCAACCUCAGCUUCUGCGGAGGCAUCUCGGACGCAGGCCUCCUGCACCUGUCGCACAUGGGCAGCCUGCGCAGCCUUAACCUGCGCUCCUGCGACAACAUCAGUGACACGGGCAUCAUGCAUCUGGCCAUGGGCAGCCUGCGCCUCUCGGGGCUGGAUGUGUCCUUCUGUGACAAGGUGGGGGACCAGAGCCUGGCUUACAUAGCGCAGGGGCUGGACGGCCUCAAGUCCCUUUCCCUCUGCUCCUGCCACAUCAGCGACGACGGCAUCAACCGCAUGGUGCGGCAGAUGCACGGGCUGCGCACACUCAACAUCGGGCAGUGUGUACGCAUCACGGACAAGGGCCUGGAGCUGAUCGCCGAGCACCUGAGCCAGCUCACCGGCAUCGACCUGUACGGCUGCACCCGCAUCACCAAGCGCGGCCUGGAGCGCAUCACGCAGCUGCCCUGCCUCAAGGUACUCAACCUGGGCCUCUGGCAGAUGACGGACAGUGAGAAGGUCAGGAUGCGGAGAUGGACUCGCCACCCACCAGCCACUCCUCCCAGCAGGGGUUUGGAGGACGGAUUGAGCUACUGUAUCCCCGCCGCGCUGCAUUUGGAAACGGGGGGGGGGGUGGGGAGUGACCAGUCCUUUCAGCCCUGGGGAGUUGGGGAAAAUGUCUGCCUUCACUUAAGCUUUCAUUUGAAUACUGUGAUCUGGUUUUUAUUUCGAAACGUAUAAAAGCAAACCCAACUACAACGGCCUUUUCACCCUUCUUCCACUUCGUAACUAAUCGCAGUCUCUCAUCAGUCCUUUGACAGGACUCUGCUACUCACGCUCAUUUCAUUUGUAUUCUUUCUUUUUUUAUUUUUUGAAGAAAGUUGACAUCAUGGUCUCUUUUUUUCUGCUGAGUAUAGUCUAUAUAUUAUAUAUAUAUAAAUUAUAUAUAUAUAUGUGUGUGUGUGUGUAUAUAUAUAUAUACAUAUAUAUGUGUGUGUGUGUGUGUGUGUGUGUGUGUGUGUGUAUGUCUGGCUACCUCGUUUUAGUUUACUUUUUUCUCUGAAGCCCUGGAAUUCUACAAGAGAGAUAUUUUGAGACUGAAACAUUUUUGUGCCUGGACUGGAAAGAUGCCCAUCGGGUUUGUACAUCUUUUUUGUUUUGGCUUCUUCCCAAACCCCAUCCACCCCGUGUAUCCCACUUCACAUUCUGGCUCUGCUUUCCUUUUUCUCCUUGUCCAUAGGGACUUGAGGGCCCAGCCGUGAUCCUAAAUCUUGACUUAAUUUAUAGCACAAAUGUGUGGGAGACAUGAGAGUUGGACUUUUGUUUUUUGUUUUUUUUGUCUGUUUGUUUGAGAUGCAGAUUGUGUCUUGAAAAUGAUGAUUAUAUAUGCAGAUUCUGCCCUGCCCUCACCCUCUUGCAAGUUUCCCCACGAAAAGGUCACACAGUGAGGGUUCCUGUUGGGAGCAGAGGAGCCGAGUUGGCUUCCAGAGCCCCCGGGGCUGUAAUGUGAAGGGGAGGAGACUGAAAUUCAUGUCUUAUCUCUGUUCUGGUAAUAAAACGGGAGUUUGUGGGUUUUUAAAAAUUCUGUUUCUAAAUGGAGGAGUAGAUGCCUUUCUUUAUUUUGAUGGGGGUUGGGACUUGUGGCUUUAAAAAAAAAAUCACUUUUGUGUAGGAUGUACAUUUUUGUUGGAUUUUUUUUUGGUUUGUUUAUUUUUUUUUAGAAUCCUCCACAGCAACAUGCGAGACCAUGGAGUUAAAGAAACCCAGAGACCUUUAUCAGUUAAUUGUACUGUUUGUGAAUUUGUAUAAAUAAUAACAAAGAUCCUCUUAAAACGUUUAUAUUCUUACAGUAAAAGGUUAAACUGAUAUUUAUAUAAUAAAAGAGGAAAUAUGAAGUAUGUUUUUGAAAAAAAAAAAAAAACCAAAAACAAAAGCCUUGUAUCUGUGCAUUAUUUUUAAGGCAGUGUGUGUUUGGGUCCAGGCCACAGUAGGAGGUGCUGUUUUGCGUCUCUGAAGUAAAAGUAUAAGAUGCAGAGUUCCGUGCAACCUGUGUGGUGUGAGCUCAUGGUGAAAAAUUUACCCUGUAUAAGGUUCACCACUGACACCUACAUGUUUUGUUGCUAGAAAUGUGAUUGGAAUGGAGAUUUAUAUAAUUUCUGGUUCUGAACUGUCAACAACAUGGAAAUUUAAAGAAACUGAACAAAAUGAAACUUCUUCUUAAACCAGAUUUGUAAAGAGUCACAGUUUCACCAGGGUGGCCAGUUUUUCUCCACAUGGACAUGAGAUCUAGGGGUGAUGUUCAAGAAAUGCGUCCUGAGAUGUGGAA